Molecule: messenger RNA, 4806 nt
Organism: Pseudopodoces humilis (Tibetan ground-tit)
Lineage: Eukaryota; Metazoa; Chordata; Aves; Passeriformes; Paridae
Gene: CENPK
Product: centromere protein K
Biological process (GO): kinetochore assembly; mitotic sister chromatid segregation
Cellular component (GO): nucleus
Source: RefSeq, a predicted model, not a curated record
CCGACAUCGCUGGGUCGGGAGGUGCUCUCGGCCAUCGGGCUCGCGGGGCUGCUUUGCAGGGAGGGCGCUGGCUUCCUGGCUGGGAAUGGGGCGACGUUCAUCCCUCGCUUAUGAGCGGAGAUGUCCCGCCUUACGUCCUCCCGCCGUUGUGCUGCUGGGGCUGAAUGUUUAUCAGAAAUCACUAACACAGCUGGUCCUGUAGAUGCCAAGGAAGAACUCUUGGGUGAAUGUGAGAGCAUUUGGAAGCAGAUGGAAGAGUGUCAGAGCAAGCUAAUGCUUCUCGGAACAGAGACACUGCUACAAUCAGACGCCAAGCUUUCCUUGUUAAUGCUGCGAUGGAAAGCUUUAACUGUAGAUUCUCGUCAAUGGCAAGUGAGAAAUCCUGAAAUCAUUUCUACCAAUCCAGAUGCUCUGUUAGAAUUAGGAAAAGAAGAGUUGCAGAAGGUAAAAAAUGAUCUUGAAAUGGUCCUGUCAGCAGUUCGGUCAAAGAAUAAACAACUGGAAGAAGAUCUAAAAAGAGAACAGCAGUGGUAUGAGGAACAGAAACAGAUGCUAGAUACUCUUAAUAAAAUUGAAGAAGAGGCAAAUAUCCAAGUUGAACAACCUUCCACAAAAAGUUUGAAAGUGAGAGAGUUCAACGAACUGAAAAGUAAAGUACUGAAAUUAAAGACCUAUAAGAAAAAACUCUUGAGUGCUUUGGGUGAAUUCCUGGGUGAACACUUUCCCCUUCCAGAGAAAGAUGAAAAUAUUGAAAACAAGAACCCAUCUUCAGAGAAAGUUGUAGAACUGAUAACAUUGCAAGACAUUUUAGAGAUGCUGAUAAACAAAUUAAUGACCACACCACAUGAACCUUACAUAACAAUCAAUGAGUCAUUUUGGCCACCUUAUAUUGAGCUGCUGCUGCGAUGUGGAAUGGCCCUGAGACAUCCAAAAGAUCCAAACAGAAUGCGCCUCCAAGCUUUUCACAAGUAGUGUGACUUACAAGUGCACACAUGAAAAAAAAACCAACACCAGUGCUCUUGGGCUAAAAUUCAGGGCUAGGAUAUACUUAGUUUCAUACUAAGCUUUCUUAGUAUCAAUGAUCACAUCUUGUUGGAUUUUUUUUCUUUUUUAUUGAAGUGGAUUUUUAAAAGCAUGUUAUUUGGAAAUAGGAAAAAUCUAUUUUAACUGCUUACAGUUGGCCUUCAGUGUCAUAUCAAGAUUUGCAUUGUGGAAGGUUUUUUUAACUGCUUCUAAGUAAGAUAGAUGCCAAUUAAUGUAAUAGACAAAAUCUUUUUGUUUUAACAGUCCUUUUAAUUUUAAAAAUCAUACUUUAUACAUUACUUUUAUGGCUUAGAUUUCUUAGCCUGCCUGAAGUUGUCUCAGUUUCCUUUAGUAUUUUCUUGUACAUUGUAAAGGCAGAAUUCAGAAUAAUAUCACUCCUCCUGUGCAUGGCCUUGCAAACAUUUGGAACUAACAGACAGUUAUCCUCUUAAGAAAUGUGUUAUGCCUUGUUUGUUUCUCGGAGCCUUGGCAAACACUUUUAUUGGCUCCAAGAUAAACAGUUAGGAAACCUGACACAUCUUUCUGUGCGAAGUGUAGCAGAUGUCGAGUCUGUGCCUUUCACUGCAUGCUUCCCAAAUGGACCAUUUUGUUUGCAUUUUGCUUUGUUUACUAUAUUGCCUUACAGUAUCUGUCUUCACUUUUUCAGACUUGGUUUAUUAGGCUUUUAAUGGAUCUCUGUUCUGUUCAUCUCUACAGCUUCUAAAUUAUGUCAGUUGAGAGUUACCUUCCUACUCGAUGCUGGCAUUCUGUGUAAUCUGUCUUUUCUGCAGGCAUUGUUAUCGUAUUGUAUUGAGUACAAAAAUUCUACUCUUGCAUAUCUGUAGUGACUAAAACUUUGGAAAAGAAAGUUUGUCCUUUAUUAACCAGAGUGUGGUUUAUUGAGGGAGGAAUUUUGAUGAUUUUUCAAUAGAUGGAAAAAUAAAGAGCUAGUAUACUAUCACAGAAUGUUUUUGUAUGAUGAUUUUUAGAGUGGUAUUUAUGUGAUUUGAUGUGGUGACUUGUAAAGAUGAUUUAAGGACACAUGGGAGAGGUAAGGGGGACCAAUAUCAUGUAAGUUCCAGUAUAAUUGUCCAGUAUAAAUGUUAAUUAUAAUUAAUUAUAAUUAAAUGAUAAGCAAAAAAAAAAAAUCAUUCAUCUUGUGUAAUUUUGGGUGAAUGCUGUUCAUUUUACCCUCACAACUGGUGAUUAAGCAUGAAUAUAGACUGGUGUGUGCUGUUGUGCAUGAACAUUGACUUCUUUUUGGUUCAUAUUGCUUGUGUAACUACCCUCCUGUUGUGGUUUAACCUCUCUUAUUCACUUAUGAGCUCUAGUGUCUUACUAAUCUAUGCACAUUCACCUUACAGUAUUUUUAACUAAGAAUUCAAAUAACUACAUUUUUUGGCUUAGAUUUAUAGCAUUGUCUCUUUAGGUUUUUUUCUCUUCAUUUGUGUUUAAAUGCUUUGUAUUCUGCUAUCCUUUCACCUUAUUAUUAGUACUGCUCAAGUACUUCAUUGAUGCUGGAUGACUGCUUCUGUCAUGACACUGGUAAGUAGAAGAAAAAAUGUUAAACACGCAGUAGCCUCUUGUGUUUAAAAAGAAGAACAAUACCAGCCCAUACUACUUGCCUCCCAAACCAAAGCACCGAGGAGAUAGGAUAGUCUAUAAACAAGUGCUCUGAAGAAGAUGCAAUAUUCAUUAUUUUUCAUAUCAAAAUCAAACCUCAUCCAAGUAAAAUACCAGAAAAAUUUAAAUGAAAGUAUGUCACAAAAAGCUUUACAUGAAAUUAUAAAACUCACUGCCAUAAAAUAUGUUGUAAGAUUACAUAUAAACUUGCAAAAAAAGCUCAUAGAAAUCAGAUUUCUGAGUAGUCAUUACAGAAAAUUGUCAGCCAGCAGGUUCAGAAUCUAUCCUACUAACAGUUGGACCCUGAGGAGAUACACAUAGAUAUUCCCUGAUAUCCCCCUGCAGCUCCACAGUAUUUUCUGCAUUCUCUGAAGCCUUUCUGCUUAGGCCCUGGAUAUGCUCAGAACCCAAAGGUUCAGUGUAGAGCUUUUUCCUCAGGGUUGAUUGAAUCAGUACAGCAGAAGAAAAGCUGAAGGGAGACAUAAUCCAUUUUCUCUCAGCCAAAAAUGCAUUGCCAGUUUUUAAGAGAACCUGGUUUAGACUGAAACAGAGCUAGCCGAAAACUGUAGCUCCUAGAAAAAUCCUGGCAAGUAAAUUGAAGAAAAUCAAGGCAGUGAUGAAGAACAGAGAUUCCUUUUGAAAAAAGCUAGGAGUAAACUCUUUCAUUGGUACUUUCAACAAUCAAGAAGGUUGGGGAGUAUGUUGAAAGAGUAGGGUAAUGUUUCCAUUUUUUUCUCUCUGUGUGCAUCUAAGUAACAGUUGUUUGUUUGGAAUUAACACCUCUAUUAAAUGCUAAUACUGGGACUCUGCAUUCUAUGAAAUAAGGAUUUGUUUAGCUUACUGUCAAUUUUUAACUCUAAAAAGGUAAAAUAACAAAAAGACAUGAUAUUAAAUUGAGAGCUACCAAGCCUGAGUAAGAUGACAAACUGAUCUUUGAGCUGGUAGUCCUUGUGGCCAGGAAGGCCCAUGGUAUCCUGGGUGGAAUAGGAAGAGCAGUGCCAGCAAGUAGAAGGUCAUCUUGCCAGUCUGCCUGUGCCUUUGCUUCUUUCCCUUUACUUGACCAGCAGUUCCCACCCAGCCAUACCUGUCUAGAGAGAAUCAGGCCUCUUGGUAAACUUAAUCUGUGUAUUGUAAGAGGUCAAGACAGAUGUCAUGACAAGAAUCUGAAAAAGGACAGAUGUCUUUGAUCUCAGUCAUUACUUAGUAAAGGAAGUGCUGUACUUGGCUAGGUCUAUUUGAUUAGGCCCAUAUCUCUGGAAUACUGGCGCUGCUUUGAAACCUGUCACAGCUCUGCCUUGGCACCAGAUAAGCAGGUAGCUUCUCCAUCUAGCACAUACCAUAUUCUCCUAGUAUGGAGCUGGUGGUUUUAGUAUGGUUAAGAGCAAGAUGUCACAACUGUGUCACCAGCCAGGACAUAAUUCACGGAUGAACAGUCACCUGCUCAAUCAGAGUCCUUGGGGACUGGUGCUUUCUGCUGUGACUGCUUCAGUAGAAAAUCUCACCCCAAGGGGGAAUUACUUGCCAUUCAGAUUUGGUGUGAUCUAGAUAUCAUUUGAUCAUUUAAUAUCAUAGACUGGCAUUUACAUGAAGAAGAAAUAAAUUACUCAUUAUAUAGUAAUGAUUAUUCUGGAAUUUGCAUGCUGUGCAGAGCCCCUGAUUCUUGCUUUUUGGAAUACAUCAGUACAGCAAACUUCUUAUUGCAAGGAAAUUGAUCUAGCAACAGGAAGACCUUCUUGCACGUAGUGUUACAAGGUUACAAGGAAGAGCAGAGCAUGCCUACCUCACAAGCUCAAUUCUGCAAAGGAUGUUGGGACAAACUUAUUGAUGUGAUUUCCUAGUGAAGUUACUAAAUUGUUCUUCAGAUUUCCAGCUUCUGAUAGUGGCAUUAAAUGGAACUGCUAUAUUUAUCUGCAUUUUUCAGCAUUGAAAAAAAAUGUGAUUUUGAGAGUUUGGUGUAAAAGUUUCUGGAUGUAAAGUUUUGGGAGAAAUACUCAUGAGAUUUGUUUGUGGUUUUGAGAGAGUACAGGUGAUGCUAAUGAAGACUGCUGUAGCUAGUUACAGUCAUAUUACAUAACCUUGGAAAAUUAAGCCGAUCUUGAAUUCUUGAAUGUUUGUUAGUAUUUUGGUAAAGUGACGCUAUAUUUUCUGUAUCUUAGAUUG